This is a messenger RNA of Lontra canadensis (Northern American river otter), 3513 nucleotides long. RefSeq names its product calcium voltage-gated channel auxiliary subunit beta 1 (gene CACNB1). NCBI's taxonomy places the organism in Eukaryota, Metazoa, Chordata, Mammalia, Carnivora, Mustelidae. Gene Ontology annotation, molecular function: protein binding; high voltage-gated calcium channel activity. The transcript is spliced from 14 exons. Gene Ontology annotation, biological process: chemical synaptic transmission; neuromuscular junction development; regulation of voltage-gated calcium channel activity. Bases 184 to 2115 code for a protein of 643 amino acids. Gene Ontology annotation, cellular component: voltage-gated calcium channel complex. The record is from RefSeq and is a predicted model, not a curated record.
GGCGGCGGCAGAGGAGAGAUCGGGAGGAGGGACGCGAGGCAGGAAGAGGGCAGCCGAAGGCCGGGCUAGGUGGCUGGAGCGGGCACCGGCUGCGCUGCGCGGCUCUCGGUUCCGACGGCCUCUCUCAUGCGCUGAGGGCGCCCGGCUGGGCCGGACCGGCGGCCGGAGGGGAGGCUCCUCUCCAUGGUCCAGAAGACCAGCAUGUCCCGGAGCCCUUACCCACCCUCCCAGGAGAUCCCCAUGGAGGUGUUCGACCCCAGCCCGCAGGGCAAAUACAGCAAGAGGAAAGGGCGGUUCAAAAGGUCGGAUGGGAGCACGUCCUCGGAUACCACGUCCAACAGUUUUGUCCGCCAGGGCUCGGCGGAGUCCUACACCAGCCGACCCUCGGACUCUGACGUGUCUCUGGAGGAGGACCGGGAAGCCCUAAGGAAGGAGGCAGAGCGCCAGGCAUUAGCCCAGCUUGAGAAAGCCAAGACCAAGCCGGUGGCGUUUGCUGUGCGGACAAAUGUCGGCUACAACCCAUCUCCUGGGGAUGAGGUGCCAGUGCAGGGAGUGGCCAUCACCUUCGAACCCAAGGACUUCCUGCACAUCAAAGAGAAAUAUAAUAACGACUGGUGGAUCGGACGACUGGUGAAGGAGGGCUGUGAGGUUGGCUUCAUCCCCAGCCCCGUCAAGCUGGACAGCCUGCGCCUCCUGCAGGAACAGAAGCUGCGCCAGAACCGCCUCAGCUCCAGCAAAUCAGGUGACAACUCCAGUUCCAGCCUAGGAGACGUGGUGACUGGCACCCGCCGCCCCACGCCCCCUGCCAGUGGUAAUGAGAUGACUAACUUAGCCUUUGAACUAGACCCCCUAGAGCUAGAGGACGAGGAGGCAGAGCUUGGGGAGCAGAGCGGCUCUGCCAAGACUAGUGUUAGCAGUGUCACCACCCCGCCACCCCAUGGCAAACGCAUCCCCUUCUUCAAGAAGACAGAGCAUGUGCCCCCCUAUGACGUGGUACCUUCCAUGAGACCCAUCGUCCUGGUGGGACCGUCGCUCAAGGGCUACGAGGUUACAGACAUGAUGCAGAAAGCUUUAUUUGACUUCUUGAAGCAUCGAUUUGAUGGCAGGAUCUCCAUCACUCGUGUGACAGCGGACAUUUCGCUGGCUAAGCGCUCGGUCCUCAACAACCCCAGCAAACACAUCAUCAUUGAGCGCUCCAACACACGCUCCAGCCUGGCUGAGGUUCAGAGCGAGAUCGAGCGAAUCUUCGAGCUGGCCCGGACCCUUCAGUUGGUCGCUUUGGAUGCUGACACCAUCAACCACCCAGCCCAGCUCUCCAAGACCUCACUGGCCCCCAUCAUUGUUUACAUCAAGAUCACCUCUCCAAAGGUACUUCAGAGGCUCAUCAAGUCCCGAGGGAAGUCUCAAUCCAAACACCUCAAUGUCCAAAUAGCGGCCUCAGAGAAGCUGGCACAGUGCCCCCCCGAAAUGUUUGACAUCAUCCUGGACGAGAACCAAUUGGAGGAUGCCUGCGAGCACUUGGCCGAAUAUUUGGAAGCCUAUUGGAAGGCCACACACCCGCCCAGCAGCACUCCGCCCAAUCCGCUGCUGAACCGUACCAUGGCUACUGCAGCUCUGGCCGCCAGCCCUGCCCCUGUCUCCAACCUCCAGGGACCCUACCUUCCUUCCGGGGACCAGUCGCUGGAGCGGGCCACCGGGGAGCACGCCAGCGUGCACGAGUACCCCGGGGAGCUGGGCCAGCCCCCAGGCCUUUACCCCAGCAGCCACCCACCUGGCCGGGCAGGCACUCUGCGGGCACUGUCUCGCCAAGACACAUUUGAUGCCGACACUCCUGGCAACCGAAACUCUGCCUACACGGAGCUGGGAGACUCAUGUGUGGACAUGGAAACGGACCCUUCAGAGGGGCCAGGGCUCGGAGACCCUGCAGGGGGCAGCACCCCACCGGCCCGGCAGGGAUCCUGGGAAGAUGAGGAAGAAGACUAUGAAGACGAGCUGACCGACAACCGGAACCGCGGCCGGAAUAAGGCCCGCUACUGCGCCGAGGGUGGGGGUCCCGUUUUGGGGCGCAACAAGAAUGAGCUGGAAGGCUGGGGGCGAGGUGUCUACAUCCGCUGAGAAACAGAGGCCACGCAGUGGGGGGUGGGGAAGGGCUCUGAGCCCUGGGAGGUAAGGGACGGAGGGGCUCACCACCGGGGGUGUAUCUUUCCUCCAGGGGGUGCUGUCUCCCUCUCAGAUGCCUUCACCGGAUGUCUGGGGUUUCUUUCGUGGUAGCAUCCUAGCUCCCGGGAGUCCCUUAAAGCCUGGCUGUAGGUUUUCACCUACCUGGUGUGGAUGGAUGGGGGGAUGCCCACGUUUCUGCAGUGUCCCCUUUCCCCCGCUUCAGGGGGCUCUCUCCCCUCACUCCCAGAGAAAAGGUGCACUUCCUUAACUCUUUCUACUUGGGGCUCUAUAUAGGGGUCCUAAAUGGGGUAGCCCUUUCUUUCCCCAACCUGGAGUAUUUGGGAAGAUUGAGGGGGCUUUUCCUGGAGAGGGAGAGCGUAGACUCCUUCCCAUGAGGGCUGUCUUCCCCAAACCCCAGAUCCAGGGUCCCUCCCCGUGCCCACUUCUCUCCCAGCUUCCUGGCACCAUUGUCUGGUGGGUGAAAGGUAGAGAAUGGAAGCCCCAUCGGGAGCUUGUCUUGGGGAGUGGUCUGGGUAGAGUGGCAGGCAUCAAAUGUCCUGGCCUCUGCCGGAGCCCGACCCGGAUCCCUGAAGAGCGGGCAGCCAGAGACCCUGUUACCCACCCCUCCACAUCCAUGCCUCGGCCUUUGCCCACCCCAGGAAUGAGCUUUGCCUACAACCUCCCUUGCCUACUGCCAUCAGAAGAGGGGGCCCCUCUGUGUCUGAGCCCCCCACCCCGUUUCAUCUGGGUAUGACACCCGUGGAACACUAGUCCGCCUCAUUUUGAAACCAAAAAACUGCUCCUUCACUAUCACCCGGAGGCCCCAGGGGAGAGGCCCUGCAGGUUGGUGCCCAAGAGGUGAUCACCACCCCAGGGGUCAUCUCGGGACCUCGGAUCUCCCCUGGGGGGCUUGGCUGCUGCUGCUGUUCUAUUUGCCUCUUGUGAUCUUGUCCUAUACCCAUGUCCACUCCCCCCAGGAGAGGCCUUGGUACCCCCCCAGCCCCCCGAGUGUUCCUCAGCCUAGCAUCCCUCCAGCCCAGCAGCCCUGCCCCUCGCCAGCACCCAGCUGGGCCAGAGAGAGCCGAUUGUGCCAACGAGGACUGGGCCCUGCCCGGCUGCCCGCCUCAGGGAUGGGCCCCUUAUGCCUGUCUCACCACCUCCUGUGCCAAUGUUGUCCCACCCCCCCACUGGGGGUGGGGUGCAGCUUCCACUCACUGGUUAGAAGACACCACUGCCCAACCUUCCUCCCUCUCUGUCUGGUGUCCUGUGCCCCCAUCUGUCUGUCUGUCUAUCUGUACUCCCCUAGAAGUAUUUGGCCACAUAUAAAACCGCCAUCAUGUCCUUUGCAGCUGC